AUGGCUACACACAACAUGUUUUCCGCCCAGUCCAAAGAAGCUUAUUUAGCUCCUUUAGUAGGCCUCCCAGUAAAUGCUGACUCUAAAGGCCAAAGCUGUGUUAACUGCACAAGUAAUGAUCGUUAUACUGUAUCACAUGAAGUAGUUGAGUCUAAAUCCAGUACAGACCCUUUAGUUUCGAACGCAAGCGGUUUAAUUGCCAGCAAAGAACAUACAGAAGGGCAAAGUGAAUUUACUAACUUUAAUGAAGACAACAUAUUACAUGGCUGCGAUCAAAAUACAGUUUUGAAAUCUGUUGUAGAACCUAAAGGAGAAGAACGAAUUUUAAGCACAGGGGAGCAUAAUAAUUUAGGUUUUGAAAAAAGAAUCAAAGAAGUGAUUCAACACGAACGCUCAAAAGAUAUUGUGGAUACAUCAGACGUAACAUAUACAUCAGAAGGCCUUAAGCUGCAACAAAGUGGAGAUUCUAAAACUGAUAAAUAUUACUUGCAAAGAGCGAAUGUAUCAGUAGCUCAGUGUUUUAAGAAGGGUGAAACAGCCUUAUCCGCUAUAAAACCUAUUGUUCUUGGUUCAUCACAAGAAGCUAUGUCAUCUCACCCCAAAGGAAAGUUUCGUCAUGUGCCAAAAAAGAUUGUGGAUGUGUACGUUGCUUUGUUGGAUUAUACACCAGUUGAGUGUGAUCCUGAAGCUAUCCCUCUCAAGGAAGGACAGGAGGUAGAGGUGAUUGACUCCAAAAAGCCCCACAA
Limulus polyphemus (Atlantic horseshoe crab) is the source of this 746-nucleotide messenger RNA. RefSeq lists its product as uncharacterized. The annotation marks the transcript as partial. Lineage: Eukaryota; Metazoa; Arthropoda; Merostomata; Xiphosura; Limulidae. The transcript is spliced from 2 exons. The record is from RefSeq and is a predicted model, not a curated record.